UGGUCGCAGCACAUAAGCAAAUGCAUUCCUGUACCGUAUCCCUGAAAGCUUUUCAGCAAAUGCAUUCAAGCGACUACAGAAGCUUCUCUCAGCAAUAAGCCACCCUUCUGCCAUCAACAAGUUAAGACAAAAAAGCCAUAGCAGUGGAAAGCAUUUUCAAUUAAGCUGCAGUACAAAAAGAACUCCCAAUUCAGCACUGUUUAAGGAAUUAACAGACCUACCGCUGGAAAUCAAGGAAAUGAAUUCAAAAGGAAUAUGAGAAAAGAGGAUGUCAAGUCAUUUUUUUUCCUCGGAUGAGGACAGUAGAAGAAAGUAAAUUAUUCAAAGGUUGUCAGCGUUAGAGCCUUUUACAGACUCACUGUGUUGAGUCUAAAACUGCGACUGAAUGCAACCGCCAACGUACUCAAAAGAAUGGGCUUACAUUUCAAGUGGCCAUUAGGGGCUCCUAUGCUGGCAGCAGUAUAUGCAAUGAGUAUUGUUUUUAAAAUGCUGCCUGCCUUGGGCACGGCUUGUCCGCCAAAAUGCCGUUGCGAGAAGCUGCUCUUUUACUGUGACUCUCAGGGGUUUCACUCAGUGCCAAACACCACUGACAAGGGCUGUCUAGGUUUGUCUUUGAGGCACAAUGUUAUUAUGGAACUUGAAGGGGAUCAGUUUGCAAGCUUCAGUCAACUUACUUGGCUUCAUUUAGACCAUAAUCAAAUUGAUACAAUAAGAGAAGAUGGUUUCCAAGGACUGUAUAAACUCAAGGAAUUAGUUUUAAGUUCAAAUAAAAUCUCUUAUUUGCCAAACACAACUUUUAGCCAACUGCUUAACCUGCAACAUUUGGACCUCUCUUUCAAUCAAUUGUCUGCUUUGCAUCCUGAGUUGUUCUAUGGCCUUCGCAAACUGCAAACCUUGAGUUUACGUUCCAAUUCCCUGAGGACUAUCCCAGUCCGUCUAUUUUCAGACUGCCGUAGUUUGGAUUUUCUGGAUUUGAGCACAAAUCGCUUGCGAAGUUUGGCACGCAAUGGAUUUGCAGGAUUAAUCAAACUGAGGGAACUUCACCUAGAGCACAACCAGCUGACAAAGAUUAACUUUGCUCAUUUCCUACGGCUAAGCAAUCUGCACAUGCUCUUCUUGCAGGGGAAUAAAAUUAGCAACUUGACAUGCGGGAUGGAAUGGACCUGGGGCACUUUAGAAAAGCUAGAUUUGUCCGGAAAUGAGAUCAAAGCCAUUGAUAUGACAGUUUUUGAAACAAUGCCUAAUCUUAAAGUACUCCUAAUGGAUAACAACAAGCUAAGCACUCUGGAGUCCAAGGUUUUAUAUUCACUUACAACCCUUACUACAGUGGGCCUCUCCAGCAAUCCCUGGGAAUGCAGCCCCAAAAUAUGUGCACUAGCCACAUGGCUGAGUGGCUUCCAAGGUCGGUGGGAGCAUUCGAUACUUUGUCAUAGCCCAAACCACACCCAGGGAGAGGAUAUUCUAGAUGCAGUUUAUGGUUUUCAGCUUUGUUGGAAUUUAUCAACUGUUGUUACAUCCAUUGCUACAAGUUACAGAGCUCCAACGACUGAAUAUACAAAAAGGAUAAGCUCCUCAAAUUUCCAUGUGGGAGACAAAGAAAUUUCAACUACGACAGGCAUACCCAUUACUACAGAAGAGCAGUUGCCUGAACCGAACAAUGCCAUCUUCAGCCAGCAGGUAAUUACAGGAACAAUGGCUUUAUUAUUUUCUUUCUUUUUUAUCAUUUUUGUAGUGUUCAUCUCCAGGAAGUGCUGCCCUCCCACAUUAAGAAAAAUUAGGCAGUGCUCAAUGAUUCAAAGCCACAGGCAACUACGAUCUCAAACACGGCUACAUAUGUCAAACAUGUCAGACCAAGGACCAUAUAAUGAAUAUGAAGCCAGCCAUGAAGGACCUUUCAUCAUCAUUAAUGGUUAUGGACAGUGCAAGUGUCAGCAACUACCCUAUAAAGAAUGUGAAGUAUAAUAUAUACAGGUAAUCAAAAAACAAAAAACAAAAUCAGAUGAACUUAUUUUAAAUUGCAGGGAUCCUACACAUAUUUUUGAUUUUUUUACAAAUGUUGAGAAAGCUUGGAUUUUUCUAGGCUACUUGUUUUGAGUGAUGCAGUAUCUAAGGGUGGCUUUUUUAAACCCAUAGUAUUUUCUGUGUUAAAGCAGCAAUGUUUGCAUUCAAUUUGCACUCCUGAUGUUUGGAAGUCUAAAUAUGCUCAACCCAAAAUAUGUAAACUGCUUCAUGUUAUGUAAUUAUACGUGUAAAUUUUUACUCUCAAGCCUCCAGAUUUGAUUUAGAAGAAUAGUCUGGAUGAAAAGAUGUUAGGUAUAUAUUUACAGGACCCAGUGAAGGGAGGACAUUUUAUCAAUUGAAGCAUUGUAGCUAUGAUCCCCAACAUUUCAGCUGGCUCGGUUUUCUUUUGAAGUAGAGAUUUAAUGGAAUUUUCUUCAUAAAAAAAAAAAACCUGGUUCUUGGGACUUAUGAUCUACAGUGGAAAGGUGCAAAAGAGGGGAUUUUCCAGUGUACUGAAGCAUGGAAAAAGAUUAUUAUUUUCUUAACUCCAUAUUGAGAGUUCAGCUUAUCUAAAUGUGUUCCAGAUUCAGAAUAUAGCUGUUGACAGUUCUGAAUAAACCAGGAUUACAUCCCCAUUACUUUGAAAUAUCAACCGUCUACAGGCAAUCAGUAGCAUGCAGUUUGGUCUUCAAAGUAUUAGAUACACUUCAACUUUUAUUAAAUCUGUCUUGACUUUUAAUGGGACACAUUUCAGACUAAGAAUCAAUAUAUACUUUACACAAAUGAAAACUGAGAUGGUUGUUUUUUUAAAGCAAACACAGAAAAUUAUUCCUUUCAUCUCCAGCUGUUUGUCUAGACCAGAAAACUAUUUUAUGCACCAACUACUGGUUUCUCUGGAGGCCAAAUUAGUCCUUGCAGUACAGCUUUCAUUUACCAUUGUAACAUCCCAAUCCAGUAAGAUUUAUGCUCAAUUCCUGGUCUGGUUUAUUCAGAAGUGAGACUUACUUCCAGAUAAAUAUGUUGGGAGGCGUAAGAACAUUUUAAUGUAGGAUAUCAGAGAUGGUUUACUAAAAAAAAAAAAACAAUUUUAGGAACACUAUUUUGCUGAACAGAAGGUUUAGAAAUAUUUAAGGCAGUACAAAACUACUCUGAACAAAACUGAUUUCUGGAUAACAAUACAGUUUCCAGAUUGGGUUAUGGAAUUGAAUAUUACUGUGCAUCUACGUAGACAGAAGUCCAUUGGAGAAUUUAUACAAUUGUUCAAAAAUCAUGAACACAUAACCAAAGCUAUAAAGUUAGAAGGAAAUGUACAUAUGUAGAUCUAACAUAUCAUGCCACGUUCAGCUGCAACAGUAUUUACAAGUACAUGCAGAGGGAAAAGAAACAUUGGUGCUUGGAUUUCUUAAAUCAGUAUAUAGUAUUGUGUGUUGUACUAUGCUGCAAAGUUUUCAACCUAACCAUUGGCUCAAAAAUCCAUUUUUAUAUGCGUAAUAUAUCUUAGUGAAAUACUUGGAUAAAUAUAUUUCAAUGCUUUAACAUAAAAGUGAGUAGUCUGGAGAUGCAAGACUUUAAAGCCACUGAGUCAAAGUCCACUACCCAUGAGCUUAAGCUUUUCAUAUUGGACUCGAUUUUAACUUAAUAGGAGGGUUCCUAUUUUUCUAGUUCUAUUAAGCCACUGACUGUUUACUAGUAGAGUGAAAAUGGAUGGACAGAUGGAAGGAUAUCUGCAAAUAUCUCAUGUAGUAAGCCAUUAUUUUAGCCAUAUACGGUGUAUUCUAUGCAUCUGGGUAAAGGGAAUUUCUCUCUGCAUUUAAACACUGCAGCCACCAAGAAUCUAUUCAGCUUCAUUGAGAUUAGUGUUCUAUAUACCAAACUCUUGUAAACUGUCAGCCUCUUCUCCCAGCUCCCACUCCAUAUGGAGACACAGAUAAUUUCAUGUCUUGCCAAGAAUCAGCUGUGCAUAACUCUAUAGGUGUGUUAGGAAGGUGGACAAAGGUGGGUACCUGGCAAUGAAAGAUAAAUGCUUAAGAGCAGAAGCCGGUCCCUUCCUUAACAAGUAGCAAACAGGCUUUUCUUUCAAAAAUGUCUGCAGUUCCUCACUAUGCUGAGUAACAAUGCACUAACUCUGUAGAAUUUAGUAUGAAGUGGGAAAUACAAAUUCCAGUAGUUUUUGCAUUUACAUUUACAUGCCCAAGAUCAUUACCACUACAAACCCUUUUUGCUUCCUAUAGCAUAUUUCCAAUUGAAAAUAGCCCAACAUUAUCCCAGUUAAUUAC
Messenger RNA from Podarcis raffonei (Aeolian wall lizard), 4277 nucleotides. RefSeq names its product leucine rich repeat transmembrane neuronal 2 (gene LRRTM2). The transcript has 2 exons. Bases 412 to 1962 code for a protein of 516 amino acids. NCBI's taxonomy places the organism in Eukaryota, Metazoa, Chordata, Lepidosauria, Squamata, Lacertidae. The record is from RefSeq and is a predicted model, not a curated record. Gene Ontology annotation, molecular function: protein binding.